Molecule: messenger RNA, 1557 nt
Organism: Trifolium pratense (red clover)
Lineage: Eukaryota; Viridiplantae; Streptophyta; Magnoliopsida; Fabales; Fabaceae
Product: protein STRICTOSIDINE SYNTHASE-LIKE 3
Exons: 4
Coding region: 240-1421 (393 amino acids)
Biological process (GO): biosynthetic process
Molecular function (GO): strictosidine synthase activity
Source: RefSeq, a predicted model, not a curated record
GUUAAUAUCUUAUUGGAUAUAAAAUGAGACAACACCUUCACUACCUACCCACUUUCACACUCUCACUAGUCACUAUUCGAUAUCUAUAUAUCUAUAUUGAAAAUUGAAACACGUUCUUCAUUGAUCUUUAUUAAUUACACUCACCCACUUGUAUUUUCAACCUUAUAACAUCCAUUCAUCAGAACACACAUGCUUCAUGCUUCAACUUCUCAUUUCUCAUUCAUUCCAAAUCCAACAACAUGACACUUACUCAAACCUUUACAAUUUUCUUUCUCUUCUUUGCUCUAUACUGCGGUUUAGACCCAUUUAACCACAGUCCCAUAUCAAAUUUCCCUAAUUUUGAUGCCAAAAAGGUUGACAUGCCACCAUGGUCUGAGGUUCCUAAUGACAGAGAUGGACACAAUUUGUUGCAAAAUUCAGAGAUUAAAUUCUUGAACCAAGUACAAGGACCUGAGAGUAUUGUCUUUGACCCUCUUGGUCGUGGACCUUAUACUGGUCUUGCUGAUGGUAGAAUUGUCUUCUGGAAUGGACAUUCUUGGCUUGAUUUUGCUUAUACCUCACCAAACAGGUCAUUAUGUAAUCCUCUUCCUAUACAAGAUGCAACACCAUUUAGUUAUGUGAAGACUGAACAUAUCUGUGGAAGGCCUUUGGGACUAAGAUUUCACAAGAAAACAGGUGAAUUGUACAUUGCAGAUGCGUAUCUUGGACUCAUGAAGGUAGGACCCGAGGGUGGUUUAGCAACGACUCUUGCAACUGAAGUUGAAGGGGUGACUUUAAGGUUUCCUAAUGAUGUUGAUGUUGAUUCAGAAGGAAAUGUUUAUUUUACAGAAAGCAGCGCUAUUUAUCAGAGGAGGAAUUUCAUUCAGCUGGUAUUUUCCGGGGAUGAUAGUGGCAAAGUUUUGAAAUACAACCCUACAACAAAGGAAACCACUGUUCUUGUCAGGAACAUUCAAUUCCCAAAUGGCAUUUCCUUAAGCAAAGAUGGUUCCUUCUUUGUUUUUUGUGAAGGAUCUAUCGGAAGGUUACGUAAAUACUGGCUAAAAGGAGAAAAAGCCGGAACUUCAGAGAUCUUAGCAAUCCUACCUGGAGCUCCUGACAAUAUUAGGGUAAAUGAAGAUGGUGAUUUUUGGGUGGCACUUCACUGUAGAAGAUCUAUGUAUGCAUACUUUACUGGUUUAUAUCCAUGGAUAAGGAAAGCUAUACUAAAGUUUCCUAUACCAACAAAAUAUCAAUAUUUGUUUCAAAUUGGAGGGAAGCAACAUGGAGUGAUUGUGAAGUAUAGUCCUGAAGGUAAAUUGUUGCAGAUAUUGGAAGAUAGUGAGGGAAAAGUUGUUAGAGCAGUGAGUGAAGUUGAGGAGAAAGAUGGUCAACUUUGGAUAGGAAGUGUUCUUAUGCCUUUUAUUGCAAUUUAUAAACUUUAACUUAUUUUCUACCUUCAAUCCUUAGAUCUAUUGAUGACAUUCACAAAGUUUAAUUUUGAUUUAAAGUUGUCAAUAAUGUACUUAAUUAAGUUCUAAGUGGAAGGAAAUAGAAAUCCCGCGAUGAGCUUUGCUUCCA